Rubroshorea leprosula is the source of this 1767-nucleotide messenger RNA. The record is from the annotation of a GenBank genome assembly. Lineage: Eukaryota; Viridiplantae; Streptophyta; Magnoliopsida; Malvales; Dipterocarpaceae.
UUAGAUCUCCUAUUGACUUGGGAAAUUCCCUUCCCCCACAAUCCUUGUGGUUUAAUUCCAAUUCUUGGAUAGGACUGGACCUCGGAAAAUCAACACUUGAGUUCUGGGCUUCCUGCACCUAGACGGAGCACCUUGAGGUUUGGAAAGAGGAAAAUACCACUUGGAAAGUUUCCUCUGAACUCAUAAAAAUGCAGAUCAAGAGUGGUCAAAGAAGAAGAAAGAUUCAUGAACAAACAAGGAUUAACAGUUGCCAUAUUUAUUCCUUGAAGAACAAGUUUGUUAUGAAAAAAGCAUCAUGGACACUCUUUACAAAAUGCCAUGCAGCCGACUCAUCUUCAGUGUCAUCGUUGAAGAACUCGUAAUCAUUAAGUCAAGAAUUGGGAUUGAAGUCCAAGCAAAUUUCCACCUUUUGACAAGAUACUUGUGCAAACUGCUUCCUUAGUCGAAAGAACAGAUAGAAUGUGAGUGAGAAGAGCAUCAGGUAAUGCACUGACCCCAUCAGCAAGUCUCCAUUUUUUUGACAAGAUACUGGUCCUAAAGGCUUCUUUAGUUGAAAGCAAAGAUCGAAUGUGAUUGAGAAGUUCAUCAGUCCCCCAACAACCACAGAUCCAAUCUAAUAUCUCAACUUUCAUCUUUCAUGCCACUUCCAUCCAAAAGCUUCAAGACAAAACAGAACAUGUACAGAGAGAAAGAGGGGCUUGGCUUUGGUUGAUUCUUCUUUUCUCUCCUAUCCAUAAAAGGGUUUUCUUUGAUAAAAACAUCAGAGUCCGAAUUGUGUUCAGAGUGUUCAAGCUUUGUGCUGUCUACAAAUGAAAAAAGAGAAUGCUCAAAGCUAAAUAUAAUGGGAAGGUCCGACCAAAUCCCCCACCAAAAGACUCCAAAGGCAUACCAGCAGCCCUCUACGACAAGCCGACACACAACGCACCCAGUCUUUUAUUCUCCUUAAAGAAACACUUCCAAAUGCUACCUUCCACAUCUCUUCAAAUUUUGCUCCUGACCAUUUUCUUCCCUGGACGUACUUUCACCCAUUCACAUGGCCACAUAUCUCUGCCUUGUUACACAUUGCAAUUGAUCCAACAAUCGUUCAUCCAUCCAUUGCUCUUCUGUAAGAAAGGUUCAGACAGUUGGAGAGAGGAGAUAAGGCAGGAGAAAGAGCUCUUACGGAUGUUGCCUGAAUCAAGGCAGAUCAAUGCAGCUAUGCCUUACGUGCCAUGCAGAUCACUUUUCCACCCUAUACUCAUGCUUCAGUCAAAGCUGCCUCUUCAGUGUACACUCAAAAGAGAGGCCAGUCUGCAAAGCAGGAAUACCCAGGUUCAGGCCAUUCAGACUCCAAUAUUGGAGAAGUUAUGGUCCGGAGACACUGUCAUAUGCACAACUGACCAUAAUGAUAUUUCAGAUGUUGAUGCUACAUCUGUGAACAAGUUUAACAAUGUCAGUCUAUCUAGCAAUCCUGUGGUUUCCUUCUGUUUCUUCUUCAUGGUGCAGUAAGAAUAUGGGAAAGAAAAAAAAAAGGAGCUAAAGAAAAAGAAAAUAGAAUAUGCAAUGUAGCUAAUUUCCAUUAGCUUAUGUAUCUUCAGCAACUACAUAGCGAUCAGAAAGGCAAUUCUCUUCUCCCUUUUGAAAUGCAUUCUCAGCAUAGGUAAUGUUAUCCAAUUUGUCACCAUUCCCUUUCCUCUUCAUGAUUUUGGGAAUCAAUUGAGUUACUUUUUUGGCCUCUGACAUUGUUUCCCUUUGUUUAUCUGUGCAAAACAAACAGCACUAACCUUU